Messenger RNA from Onthophagus taurus, 3201 nucleotides. RefSeq lists its product as uncharacterized. Lineage: Eukaryota; Metazoa; Arthropoda; Insecta; Coleoptera; Scarabaeidae. The record is from RefSeq and is a predicted model, not a curated record.
CCUUCAAAACACCAAUACCUAGUAACCAAUAAACUCAACAAGUAAACAAACUAUAUAGUCAAAAAACAUGUUUAGCGAUAAAAAUGAUAAGCGAUAAGAUUCGGGUUCGUAGCUCAAUUCCAUUUUGUCACUUCUAAAUCUAACGGUGACUUACAAGAAAACCCCGUUUUAUUAAUUAAUUAUAACCUAACAUCUAUGUUUUUAAAUUGAACUUAAAUAAUGUUGAAAAUAUUUCGCCAUUCGGCACUCAAGUUAAUAAUAAUCUUUUUAGCAAUAUGUUGUUUGUAUAUCGUUUAUACCCAAAUGUUUACUGUGGAAGAUGAAGUAUUAAAAAAUGAAAGAGUGGUUCUUAUGGAAAAGGCAAUUUUUGCUGAAGAUAAUAAAUUUGUAUGCAAGCAACCUGUUCUUCCUAUUAAUUCACCCGAAAUGAUGAAAUUCGUUAAAGAGGUUCCAAAAAUUUCUUGUUUAAACACUGAUAAUCCAGACUGGGUUCUUUGUGAGGAUUCCGAAUGUUUCAUCAAAGAUUCUAUUAAGUCUAUGAUGGAUGGGGUUAAGUGUAAAUUUACAGAUUUAAAACGAGUAAGUGAUCACAAUGUUAGAGAUGCGCAUGAAUAUCAUAUUAGUGAAGAUAAAUACACAUUAAGAAAUAGCGAUGUGGUAAAAAUUCAAUGUAAUUCAAAUUCGAAUGAAUGGUCUUCAAUAAAAACAGCUAUUCGUGCGGAUCCAGAAAUUUUACAACGAACUGGAUGGAAUUACACCCCUAAAAACGGGCUAAAAAUGAACGUCUUAAUGUUUGGACUUGAUUCAGUGUCUAGAAACACAUUUAUUAGAAAACUUCCAUUAAGUUAUAAAUAUCUUGUAGAUGUAUUAGGCGCACACGUUUUAGAAGGUUAUAAUAUUGUAGGUGAUGGUACACCACAGGCUUUAACACCUAUUUUAACAGGAUUCACCGAACUGGAAUUGCCUGAUGUUAGGAAACGAUACUUAAAUACACAAUAUGUCGACGUUUAUCCGUUUAUUUGGUACAAUUACAGCAAAAAUGGAUAUGUUACUGCCUUUUUCGAGGAUUUACCUAGUACUGGGACUUACACAUAUCGGUUGAAUGGAUUUAAGAAACAACCAACAGAUCAUUAUAUGAGACCAUAUUACUUAGCAAGUAAUUCAUAUUACUCCAAAUGGAAACGUUUAUGCGAUGGUGAAAUUCCAAGACAUAAAGUUAUGCUGAACCAUAUCAAAAAUUUUUUCUCGGUUUACAAAGAAAAACCGAAAUUUCUAUUCGGUUUUCAUGGCGAACUUUCCCAUGAUGAUUACAAUUUAGUUGGAAUCGCCGAUGAAGAUAUCGUAGACUUUUUCCGCGAUUUAAACGAAAGUGGUGCUUUAAAUAACACAAUUUUAAUCGUUAUGGCAGAUCAUGGUCAUAGAUUUGCGGAUAUUCGAAAUACUUUGCAGGGAAAACUUGAAGAACGAAUGCCGUUUUUUUCAUUUAGAUUCCCACCAUGGUUUAAAACAACGCACAAAGAUCUUUAUGAUACUUUUGUAUCUAAUCUCCAUGUUUUAACAACCCCUUUCGACAUACACUCAACUUUACAUGAUAUUUUAGAGAAAACUAGCCCAAUAAAAGGAAAUUUAUCAAAUCGAUCUUUAUCGUUAUUUAGUAGCAUUUCUGAAACUCGCACUUGCGCUAAUGCUUACAUUGAACCACAUUGGUGUGCUUGUUUAGAUUGGGACGAUUUAAACCCUAAUGAUGAAGUAGUUCCGCUUUUAAUAAAAGCUUUCUUGGAUACUGUAAAUGGUUAUACUAAUGAAAAUAGAGAUAUUUGUGCGGAACUUACCGUUUCAGAUGUAAUGAGUGUUACUAAAUUAAAAGCAAACGAUAAAUUAAUGAAGUUUAAACAAACCAGUGAUCGAGAUGGUUUCGCCCCAAAUUUAUCUGGCUCAACGAAAGUUUUAACAGAAAUGUAUCAAAUAAAAGUAAAAACUACACCCGGUGAUGGAAUUUACGAAGCUAGCAUAACACAUCCCGUUACAACGAACGAUUAUAAUUUGAAAUUAAGUGAUGUUAGUAGGAUUAAUAUGUAUGGAGAUCAAGCUAGGUGUAUUGUGGAUACACAACCAAAUUUAAGAAAAUACUGUUAUUGUUUACAUGAUUAAAAAGACGAAAAUUGUAACAUAAUUAAGAAUGAGGUGUAUGAAGAAUUAAUUUUUAAUUAGUUAAUUGAUUUAAUUCAAAGUGGUUUGUUAUAAAAAGUGAGACCCUGAUUAUUUUUGUUGCAACAAACAAUUUCUUAAAAAUUUGGGUCUUACUAUAAUUUAAAUAAAAAUGUGCCAAAGUCGCUCAAAAUAAACAAGUUACCAUUCCAUAAAUAACCAAUUAUAAUAAUUUAAAAAGGCUGUGAUGAUCUUGUCUUAAGAGAAAUGGGCUCUAUCAAUGACAUCACUCCAUUUAUGGAAUAUUAGAUAACAGAAAAUGUAGUAUUAAUAUUAUUAGUUGAUUAAAGCCACUAUCAAAGUCAGAAAAAAAAGACUGUAAUUAUAUAGAUUCGUUUUUAUGGACCAGUUGUUAAUAAUACUUUUUUUUUGUAAUGUUUUUUUAUAAAUUGUACAAAUUUAAGAUAAAUUUCUACUGGCCAGUACAAAAGAAAUUAAAUUAAAAUUACCUUUUUUAAAUUGAAAAUAUUUUUUACUACAAAGCUAUCAAAUCAGCAGCAAAUUAUAUUUAAUGAUUUCUUUUUAAUUUAUCAAUUUAAAAUUGGUACUAAUCACUUAGCAAAUUAUACUUGAUGUAAAAUUAUUCAAAAAUAAUUACUGUUAAUAUAAGUUGUGCCAAAAAUUAUUUAAAAUUAGAAAUAUUUUUAUUAAACUGUCUAUAUACAAAUAUGUUAGCUACUUAGAUGUAGAGCUACAAACGGUAUUACUAAAUAUACAUUUUUAUUUACAUAAAGCACAAAAUACAUUAGCAGAUUUAAUUCCAUUAUGUUCUGUUUAUGUACUUAAGUUCAACUUUUGAGUACAUAAUCAUGAUUUUGUCAAAUUUAAUUUGUUGUAUUCAAAUCAAUUAAAUGUAUUAUUUCUUUCAUAUUUAUGGUUGAUUUAGUUUUCAUAACCCAAAACAGAGUUUAAUGGCGAUAAUAUUGUAAAAAAAUAUAGCUUUUGAAUAUGACACCAACUGAAGUUAAAUAAAACCCAUCAACAUAUUUUAAA